Molecule: messenger RNA, 3476 nt
Organism: Esox lucius (northern pike)
Lineage: Eukaryota; Metazoa; Chordata; Actinopteri; Esociformes; Esocidae
Gene: atxn7l3a
Product: ataxin 7-like 3
Exons: 14
Coding region: 579-1658 (359 amino acids)
Biological process (GO): regulation of transcription by RNA polymerase II; positive regulation of DNA-templated transcription
Cellular component (GO): SAGA complex; DUBm complex
Molecular function (GO): transcription coactivator activity
Source: RefSeq, a predicted model, not a curated record
AUGAGGUUCAUAGCUCAUCAUUUCUUCAACUAUUUUUGCCGGACGAGUGUUUUUGUCUUUUUGUAUUUGGUUAUUGGAUAUCAACUUAGAAUUUCAAUAUAUUAACUUAAUGAAGUACUUGACUAUAUAUUAUAUUUGACCAAUGUAGGUCAGUUAAACGGUACGGAGACCUCGGCGAUCGUUUGGUGAGGUCUGUUUAUUGAAAAUGGCAGCCUUUUUUUUUUUUUUACGUUUUCUUGUUAUUUCCCUUUGACUGUGCUACUAUGUUGGAUCACAUAUAAAUGAAUAGUUAGCUACACCAUAAUGUUUCAUCCUAACUAGAUACAAUGUAGCAAGACAAUCUACAUAAACGUCCAGUGUCCAUCUAAACUGUAACGGUUAGCGAACUGUUCCAUCAUAGGCUGGUGAUUGAUGGUGGUGGUGGCUCUGACCAAAACAUUACAGUACCAGGCAUUCAUCACUGCCAACCAAUCGUGGAGAAAUGGUCUUGAUGUAUAGUGCCGGUCAGUGAUUGUUUUUGAUGUUUCCCCGUUGAUGUGCCAUGUAGAAAACAGUGAUACCCCUUUACAUUUUUGCAAAUGAAAAUGGAGAAUAUGUCUCUGUCAGGCCUGGACAACACCAAGCUAGAGGCCUUGGCUCAGGACAUUUACUCUGACCUAGUGGAGGAUGCCUGUUUGGGCCUGUGUUUUGAAGUGCAUCGUGCUGUCAAACAAGGUUACUUCUUCCUUGAUGACACAGAUCAAGAGAGCAUGAAAGACUUUGAAAUUGUGGACCAACCAGGAGUGGACAUUUUUGGGCAAGUGUACAAUCAGUGGAAGAACAAGGAGUGUGUAUGUCCCAACUGCAACCGGAGCAUUGCUGCCUCUCGCUUUGCUCCUCAUCUAGAGAAAUGCCUUGGCAUGGGGCGCAACAGCAGUCGAAUUGCUAACCGCAGAAUAGCCAGCAGUAACAACACCAACAACAAAUCAGAAAGCGACCAGGAAGACAAUGAUGACGUCAAUGACAAUGACUGGUCUUAUGGCUCAGAAAAAAAAGCUAAGAAGAGGAAGUCAGAUAAGAAUCCAAAUUCACCCAGGAGAUCAAAAUCUCUAAAGCAUAAAAAUGGGGAACUUAGUAGUAGUGUCAAUACAGACCCAUACAAGUACAACUAUAAUACUGGCAUCAAUUAUGAAACGUUAGGCCCUGACGAAUUGAGGUCUCUCUUGACAACACAAUGUGGAGUGAUCUCUGAGCACACCAAGAAGAUGUGCACCAGGUCCCAGCGGUGCCCCCAGCACACGGACCAACAGAGGAGGGCUGUCAGGGUGUUCCUCCUGGGGCUGUCCGCGACAUCCCUGCCCGACUCGAACACGGCGGUGGAGAGUGAUGGCUAUGACGCCUCUGACGGACAGGUCCUCAUGAGCCGCCUGCAGUGGGAUGGAUCCUCGGACAUCUCCCCCUCCGAUUCAGCCUCCUCCAAAGCCAGCACUAACAAUUCAGACUCCAAGAAGCCGAAGAAGAAGAAGAAGACGUCUCUAAACAGCACAGGUGGAGGCGGUGGCGGGAGUGGGAGUGUCGGGGGCAGCAGCUCACAGGGUUGCCUAGCAGGCCAAGCCAACAGAAAGAAACCCAAGCUUCCAGUUCCCCCUGCCCCCAGUAUCUAUGACAACCUCAACUAAAGGAUUCCCAGCUGGCCCUCCCACCGGUCUUAGAGCUGCCUCUCCACUCCACCAUACCCAGGAAGGUGACUGUUGGGUGACACAUAGACUAUGGACCCAUUCAGCUCCCCCAACCUGUUAAGUCAUGGUCACAAACAGAAUUACAAAGACCCCUCUCCUCCUUGGAAAUAAAAUGAUAACCCAUUAACUGGAAAAAGCAACCCUUAAUUUGAUCACCAUUUGCAUUUCUUUGUUGUUGAAGACAAUUUGCAAUUCCAGUAAAGAAACAUUAGGGUCAUUGGUUGUUUACCUAUUCUGUUUUUGUAAACCAGUGAUUUUGACUUCAGACAUGGGACCAAUCACUCUUUGCUUUUUUGUGCACUGAUGUGUUUUCUCCUGCAGAAAACAUUGAUUUUUUCCGUUUAAUUUCUGUCUUGUUUUUGUACGGUGUGAGUGAAAAUGUCUGGGUUUAGGAGGGGACUAGUGGACUCAAAAAAUGAUUAUAAUAGGAUCACCUUCAUCCUGGAACGUAGAUUUUCUAGUUGGAGGAUGUCAGUACCAUCUUGUGGUUUCAGCAAUAUCUGGGUACCUAAUGGUGGUGUUAUCAGUAAUAGCAUUGUAUUGCACAGUGGUGUAUUUGUGCGUGUAUGAAUGGGUGUUGUGUAAAAUUUACUGUUUUACAUCUUGUGGGCCUGUGUGUGAUUUAAUUUCUAUUGAAAUAACUAUGCAUCUUUAAAUGUGCCAUUGUGAUUGAGUCAGUGUACGUCAUUUUGAAUAUUUAACUUUUUUGGUUUACAUUGACUGCCAAUUUGUUUUUAAUUAAGUGUUCUUAGAAAAGUAUCAAUGCAGAUGCUGACAUGUAUCAUUGAGUGAGCCAUUCUGUUUUUGUAUAUCUAUACAUGUGAUAUGGCCUGUGUGAAAUAAUCAUGAUUUAAUUGGAUACUGUAUACAUACUGAUUGAUCUCAGUGCUAAACCGUGCUUUUAGCCAGUCAGUCUCUAGUGUAAUAUUUUCAGUGUGAAGUCUCUCCAAGGUGCUUUUAUCAGAGCACACUUGUCACUGCUUAUUGAAUAAUGCUUUAGUAUAUUGAACCUGCUUUUUGCUCAAUAAUACCUGGUCAUUCUGCACCACUUAGGUCACAGCAGAGAGAAACGAAGCAUGUGCAUGACUUACUUUCAAAGUCUUCAACUGUUUCUGCUUACUUGCAGUGUGUAUGUGCUUCUAAGUUUCAAAUCUGCCAUCACCUGCAACAGAAGUAGCAUUGCUGUUGUAUGGGAUGGUUCAGCCACUGCUAUUCUUGGUUUUACUCUAGCUAAUGGGUUAAGUUAUAUAUAUAUAUAUAUAUAUAUAUUUAUAGUUAUUCAUUCCUGGCCCAACAGACUGUACUAGGAAGGGAGCAUCUUGUAUACCCUUUGUGUUCAUGUAUACCAUCCAGGCAGGGGAUAACAAAGUAUGACAUCACUGAAUGUUCACUAAUAGAGGAUCAUCAUGGUAAUCAACCUUCUCAAGUAAAAACCCCACCUACUUUGGGUGUGACUCAUUUGAUUUGGCACUUUUUACUGACAGGGUAAAGAACAGCCUGAAUUUUGUUAAUGCUGCAUAACUGUAUAUUUGUGUAAGUGUGCAUCAGUGUCUCAACAUUUGAUUGUGCACAAAUGAUGCAAUAGAAGUGACUUUUCAAAAAUAAACUAUUUUUUUAUACUCAAGCACGUGUGUGUGCAUGUGCAAAGAAAAUGUCAGUUGUAUAUGAUAAUGUGAUGCACAGCUAGUUUUUCUUUAUAUCCCAGUUUCUCAGUGUAUUGAGGCUUCCUUAAGUCUGAAUAAAAUCGAGUGUCAUUCA